Molecule: messenger RNA, 1392 nt
Organism: Caenorhabditis bovis
Lineage: Eukaryota; Metazoa; Nematoda; Chromadorea; Rhabditida; Rhabditidae
Source: the annotation of a GenBank genome assembly
AUGUUGGAUAUCGAGGAGCCAUUGGUGAAGAGUAAGAAGUAUCCAUUCUUUAAGACUCCGCGCUUGGGUGGAUCACGACGAAUCCGGAACCGACUUGUUCAGAAGCAGGGACUGUGCAACAUCAGUUUGAAGAAUGUGCCAAAGCAACGAAGAAAGUAUUUCUCCGACAUCUUCACUACUGUGAUCGAAAUGAAAUGGCGGUGGUGUUUGUUGUACUUCUCGCUGUCGUUUAUAAUCAGUUGGUCCUUUUUUGCUACACUUUACUUCAUGAUCGCAAAACAACACGGCGACAUCGAACAGGUUGCGAAUGCUACAUGGACGCCAUGCAUUGUUAACGUCCACAAUGAGCUCAACGCGUUUCUCUUUUCAUUCACAACCCAAACAACGAUUGGCUACGGAUUCAGGUAUCCCACCGACACAUGCCCGAUGACAAUAGUCACAAUGUGCUUCCAGUUUAUGUGGGGAGUCAUGACUCAGACUCUCAUGGCGGGUAUCAUCUUCUCAAAACUCGCAAGACCAAUCAAAAGAGCAGCGACAUUGAUUUUCUCGAAAAACGCGGUCAUUUGUCUUCGAGAUGGAAAACUUUGUCUUCUAUUUCGUGUUGGUGAUAUGAGAAAAUCAAGUUUGGCUGAAGCACACGUUCGUCUGCAGAUGAUCAAAAGAUGCGUCACUUAUGAGGGUGAACUUUUACCAUUUCAUCAAUUCGACAUGGACGUUGGAUACGAUCAAGGCCUCGACCGUGUUUUUGUGAUUUGGCCAAUAACAAUUUGUCAUGAAAUCGAUGAACGAAGUCCGCUUUGGGACAUAGGAGCUGAAGACUUGAAAAGUGCAAAGUUUGAAAUUAUCGCGAUACUGGAGGGCGUGGUAGAAAGUGUGGGAUCUACAACACAGGCGAGAACCAGUUACCUACCAUCGGAAAUUUUGUGGGGCCAUAGAUUUGAGAAACUCGUUCAUUACAAAAAAGAAAACGGCCAAUAUAAUAUCGACUUUGGAAAAUUUCACAACGUUUACUCAAUCAACACUCCACAAUGCUCUGCCGCUGAAAUUGAGCGACUCAGGGCGGAAGGACGAUUUAAUGAAUCUGAAUACCAAAUGUACCCGCCAUCUGAUAAUAAAUUGAACCUAUUCGAAAAUGAGGAUUUAAGCCCAGUGCGCGAUUCAAUUGAUCUGAGCAAUCAGGUACCACAGAUUCAAAUCUUGAGAAGAGAUAGUGAUGAAGAUCCUGACGGUGGAGAGGAAAGCCUGGAAUUGGUUGAUCUGGGAAUCCACCACAAGUGCUCGAUUCGAUCGCAAUCCCCAAUAAUCCAGACAGCUCCACAUCUUUUGCCACCGGGUCAUAAAAAUUCGUGCGCAGUUCGAAGAGGCAUGUUGGCACCACCAUCGCACUCGUAG